Molecule: messenger RNA, 2271 nt
Organism: Nilaparvata lugens (brown planthopper)
Lineage: Eukaryota; Metazoa; Arthropoda; Insecta; Hemiptera; Delphacidae
Exons: 2
Coding region: 452-2026 (524 amino acids)
Source: RefSeq, a predicted model, not a curated record
UUAUUGUUGUCCUUAGUUACAUCUGGUAACACCUAAUAUUAUUGCUGACGCUGUAUUCCAUUGUAAUGCUCGAUCAUAGUACUUUUAGUCAGUCUACUGCCAAACUUCACCGAGAGCACUUCUCUCUUUUUCGAUGUAUAUUUUAUAAUUAUGUGUUUGAAAAUAAAGUUUUCUUUUUAAAAAGGUGUUUGGUUACCCCAGAACUAUAACUGGCGCCCGAACUACCUUCCUUACGUUUUUUCGAGGUUGUUCAUUUAACAACAAGUUUUUUUCGAUUCGCGAUCUUUAAUUUCGACUUCGUGAAAAAUCCGGAAAACCAGUGAGUGAGGUGAACCCUUCAAGACAAGUUCUCUGCGUACCACACCUGCGACCUUCGAAGUUCAACCUGGCAGACAACGAAGACUCCUUCCACAAAUUUGAGACGGAAGUAAAACUACCAUCAACUGACGUGAUGGUACUGCCCCUAAUUCUCCUGUUGCUGGCCCCAGCAACGUCUUAUAAGAUGGUAGAUUUGAGCAGAACAUCUGGUAUUGCUCCAAUCAAGAUACAGAAUUCUCAUAUAAUUAAUGAAACUUUUACCUAUGUUCAUAAUAUUAAUACUAGUUAUUUACGUUUAGAAUUAAGUAAUAUUGAAACAUUUGUUGAUUUUCUCGCUAAAAGGAAUAAUAUUGAUAAGAGUCGCUUAAGUAUGAUGAAAUUGAAUUUGAAAUACACUAAGAAUAAAUUGAAUGAGAUUCAAUCCGUUAAUUAUAGGCAGAAAAGAGGUCUUUUUAAUGGUUUAGGAUCCGCGAUUUCGUGGAUCACUGGGAACAUGGAUGCUGAUGAUAAGGAAAGAUAUGACAAAAUUUUGCAGACAGUCCAAUCUAAUGAAUAUCAUCUUAGUAACAAUGUAGACAAGCAAUUUGCUGUAAAUCAGAAAUUAAUUAACGAAUUCAAUAAUGAGAUGAAAGUAAUCAGAGCGAAUAAUCUAAAAAUCAGCAAUUACUUUAAUUCUUUGUUCAAUGAAUCCAACCGAAUGGAAAUGAAUCAGCAAUCCUCUUUGUUAUUCGACUCGCUCCUGCUUCUGAAUAAUAAAAUAUCUGACAUUGUAACUAGUCUCGAAUUUUGUAAAUUGAAAAUACUGCAUUCUUCUAUUAUUUCUCAUGAUGAUCUUUUUCUCCUACAAAAAAACUCAAAUGUCAGCUUUAUUUCAAAUAAAAUUAGUGUGUUAUGGAAACUAAGCAAAGUACAUUGUGGAAUAUUUAAAGACCAUAUUUCAUAUUUUGUGGACGUACCGCUAUUGUCAACUGUUUAUGAAACGUUUUUUCUAUUGUCUUAUCCUGUCAUUGUCGGUAACGAAAUUUUAACAACUAUUGCACAUCCUUCUUUUGUUCUUCGAAAUGACAAAUUAUUUUCUGGAAAUUGUGAACUCAUUUAUGAUGAUUAUUAUUGUAGUGAAGUAAGCGAACUUAAUGAUAAAUGUAUUGAGCAAUUAUUAAAUGAUAGGAAUCUAGACGGAUGUAGUAAGGUAGUUUUGAAAGACGGAGAUUCUUUCAUAAAAUAUGUAGAAAUAGUUGAUAGUUUUAUAUUAUUUAAUUUUAGUACAUGUAUGGUUCUGAAUACUGAUGUGAACAAGAAUAUUACUCUUUUUCUUAAUAAGAAAACGCAAUUGUUGAAAAUUAAUAGCUCAGAAACACUGAUUGGUUACUACAAACCAAAUAUAUUUUGGGAAAACGAAAUUGUACUUCCAACUGAAUUUGUAGAAAAAAAACGACUAUCCAACCUCAACUUUGAUCAAGUACAUAUUGCUAAUAUAAAUUUUCAAAAACUUGAUGUUCUAGAUGAGUUACCUCUGACCGAUAAUCGAAACCUAUGUAUUAUUCUUUUGCUUAUUUUUACUGUAAUUUUAUUGAUUGUUAUAAUAUUUCUCAAACGGCUAUUUAUCUGGCACAAACUUUGUAACCUAAUGUGUUGUAAAUCUGAAGUUGAAAAUGAUACUGUACAGCGUGAACCAGAACAAAUAUGCCCCAGACUACCAUGUACUUAGUUUAUAAUACUUAAAAUAUAAUAUAUGUUUUUUUAUCUCUUUGAAGCUGAGGGCAGCUUCACUCUUAGGGGGGAGGAGUUACAUCUGGUAACACCUAAUAUUAUUGCUGACGCUGUAUUCCAUUGUAAUGCUCGAUCAUAGUACUUUUAGUCAGUCUACUGCCAAACUUCACCGAGAGCACUUCUCUCUUUUUCGAUGUAUAUUUUAUAAUUAUGUGUUUGAAAAUAAAGUUUUCUUUUUAAAAA